This is a messenger RNA of Pseudo-nitzschia multistriata, 2520 nucleotides long. The record is from the annotation of a GenBank genome assembly. Lineage: Eukaryota; Bacillariophyta; Bacillariophyceae; Bacillariales; Bacillariaceae.
AACCAGAAAACAACCUAGAUGGAGAAGAUGGCGCUUUGUUCGCUCGUCAACAGUGGUUCUCGGCUCGCCGUUUUGCAUUUCGGCAAUUAUAUCCCUGGACAUAUUUUCGUUGCGACGAAUACUGAAGGACUUCGAAGAACUAUUGUUCGACAUCAACAUAAAUUUAAGAUGAAAAAUAAAAUGAUGCAGUCGAAAGAAAUAGAAAUGCCUGGGCCUUGCGCUCUAGAAGGCAGCGCCGAGAACACCACCACUGCGGACACCUUGGAGGAUUGCAUCAUAUCCCAACGAACCUUGUCGCUGCCAGCAACGACCCCUCCGUCCUUGACACUCGCAUCAUCACCAACUACUAUUCCUUCCCAAACGAAAUCGAGGGCGGAAGGGAACGAAGACAAUAGUGGAGAUACAAGAGCAAUUUUCUUUCUUCAAUGCUUCACCGACGUACUCAACACUAGUGUUGAUCCAAGUACAACAGUAUCAAAUGAAGAUCCAGAUGUGCAAAGAAAUCCCGAUGCAGAAGGAUCUGGCUACUAUAGCGAUGAUGAAGAGGGACAGAUCAAAGACUUAAGAAACUGGCAAAGGAAUCCAAAUAAUAGGAGAGACACCAAACUCAAUUAUGCAGACGAAGAGUCUGAGGUUGGAGUCAUGAGUAACGACGGCAAUACUGAGGAUUUGUUAACACCCUCUCUGCUAGACGACGAUAUAGUCAUCCAAUUCCUUCGAAGUUGUUCCUUUGAGACCAACCACCAUAACCGUAGCCAAAAUUCCGUUGCCUUCGAUGGUGGGCCUACAUCUCAGGGGAAAACGCUGCAACAACAGAGAGAGUUCCGUCGUAACAAUCCCACAGUUGUCUCGUUCUUUAAGUUCUUCAAGUUUGCUCAAAUGGAACGAAUGAAAAAAAACCGGAAACUACCAUACAUGAUUCUGGGUUUGUUUUCGAAUCUAUCCGACAUUCGGUCCGACUUGAAAUGGGCCCAAGAUGCCGCUUAUCGAAGACACGUGGGAGAGCCUUAUAUCGCUUGGGCCGACUAUUAUGCAAAGGAACGGAAGGGUAUACUCAAGAGGCCCAUAUUUAUCUCAAUUACAUUGUUCAUAAGCUCAUUCAUGAUGCUUUGGGCAUUCUACAAAAACAAGUGGGCGAUCGAGCCUCUAAAAUCUAAUCCAUUGAUCGGACCGACGCCACAGGUCUUGUUGGAGUUGGGCGCCCUACAGGGGCGUGCAUUGAUUGAAGAUGGCAAGUGGUGGUUGCUCGUCACGCCCAUAUUCUUGCAUGCAGGCAUUGCCCAUUUCUUGAUGAAUGCUGCAUUUCUCAUCUUUGUAUGCCGAACCAUCGAGCGCAAUCACGGAUGGUUGCACACUGGCAUAUUAUUCAUCGUGAGCGGUAUGUUUGCAAAUGCCAUAUCGGCACUGAUCCAACCGGGCUAUAUCCUGGUUGGUGCCAGUGGUGGUAUCUACGGGUUAAUUGGUACAUGUGUGGGGGAUAUUGUCUUGAACUCGCGGUUUUUCUUUCUGGUUCUGGAAGAGCGGGUACAAGAGGAAACGUGCGAUCGAGAGCGACAACGGACUCGAAUACUUGAAAAAGGAUUCCGAUUUCCGUGCGAUGUUCAAGCCGAUGAAGGAAGGAAGUCAACCGAAACCAUGACUUGUGGUGCAGUGCAAGAAGACAACCCAUUCGAUACUCAAUGUCGCCAUCGUCGUCGAGUUCGACUUUGGUGCUACUUUUCGAUUGUGUGUGACUUGUUACUGAACUCACUGGUCGGCCUCUUACCGUUUGUGGAUAAUUUUGCUCAUUUGGGUGGAUUGAUUUUCGGGUUUUUCGUGUCUCUGUCGUCUCUUAGACUACUCUCUGCAUCAUCCUUUGACUACCGCAAAAGGCAGCAAAAGACUACCUUUGGGCAAUGGUGUCACCGAUUACGCAUCCUGACUUUGAGAUGUGGAGGAAUGAUCUCUGCGUUGCUUCUUGUUUUCGUUGCAAUUUUGUGCCUGCGUCGAUCAGACGGAAUGGUCAGUCCCUGUCCAAAUUGUCGGUAUGCCUCAUGCAUUUCACUCCCAAGAUUCUGGAAACCAAACGACACAGCCAACUGGUGGACUUGCGACGGAUGCGGAGGUGUCGCCGCACAAGUGUAUUCGGGAACGGGGAUGAACAUGGGAUACUAUGUGAGCGGCGAGUUAUUCUGCCCGCAGGGGAACAUCGUAGAGUUGGACCUUUCCGAAUUUAGUUACACUAGGAUGGAGCAGGUCAACAGAAAGCUGCCCGAUCUCUGUCGAAAAUUUUGCGAAUAGUACUAGAACUUGUAGUGGUACUACACUAAUCACAUGAAUAUUCCAAGAACUGUCAUGAUUUCGAAAUAUUUUUGAGAUUUUUGUUGUACCUCCAGCAACCACAGCUUUUGGAUACUUUUAGCAAGGGCGAAGAAUACUCAACCGACUCGCUUUUUUUUACACAACCAAUGAAAUCGGUGUCCAAAGCAUGGCUGUAGGAUUCUACGCAUUAUGUUCUACCAAUAAUUAUUGUUUGCUUUC